This is a messenger RNA of Leguminivora glycinivorella, 3040 nucleotides long. RefSeq names its product protein hook (gene hook). Bases 245 to 2338 code for a protein of 697 amino acids. Lineage: Eukaryota; Metazoa; Arthropoda; Insecta; Lepidoptera; Tortricidae. Gene Ontology annotation, biological process: cytoplasmic microtubule organization; cytoskeleton-dependent intracellular transport. Gene Ontology annotation, cellular component: centrosome; cytoplasm. The record is from RefSeq and is a predicted model, not a curated record. Gene Ontology annotation, molecular function: dynein light intermediate chain binding; microtubule binding. The transcript is spliced from 16 exons.
CAUGCGCCGAGUGCAAGGGCCAUCUAUGUAAAUGCAAUCAACUUGUCAACACCUAUCUUUAUAAACGCACCAGCAAACGUCACGCUACGGUUCACUACUGUCGACGGGAAACAUUUCUUAUUUUUCUAUUUAUAUCUAAAAUUCCUUAUUUCUUAUUAUCCGACCAAAUGUGAUUUUUAAUUAGGCACGAUUCUACUGUUAAUUUAAUUGACUUCACAGUGCAAUACGCUCCAUUCAUGCUAGAAUGGAGCAACCAAAUAGCAUAGUUUUGUGUGACAAUCUCAUUAAAUGGUUGCAGACCUUAAAUCUUAAGGCUAAACAUGGAAAUCCAUCAGAACUCUCAGAUGGUGUGGCCAUUGCGGAGGCUCUUACACAAGUUGCUCCAGAAUAUUUCUCUCCAUCAUGGAAUACCAAAAUCAAAACAGAUGUGGGUCACAACUGGAGGCUAAAAGUCAGCAACCUGAAAAAGAUAUUAGAAGGUGUAUUUGAUUAUCAUCAAGAUAUAUUGAAUUUGAGCUUGCAAGACUUCUCACGGCCAGAUGUUGUCAAUAUUGCUGAACAUGCCGACCCAUCAGACUUAGGGAGACUACUGCAACUUGUCCUUAGCUGUGCCGUGAAUUGCGAUAAGAAAGAAGAAUAUAUCACCAGGAUAAUGGAGCUGGAACUGUCCUGUCAGCGAUCGAUCAUGCAAGCUAUACAGGAACUGGAGACGCUGACGCUGGGCGGUAGGGCGCCGCACGCGGAGGCGCCGGAACCGGAUACGGAUAUGAGGGAGGUGCUCGCCCAGCGCUGCCAUGAACUUGACACGCAGGUAAAAGUCCUCCAAGAAGAAAAGAUGACGCUACUAAGCGAAGUAGCGCGGCUGACGGCUGCGAGGCAAGACGAGAGGCCCGACGAUGAUGACGCAGAACUGGACGAGGCAGGGGCGUCCCUCGGACCGGCACACGCGGGCACGUUACGAUACAGUAAUAUGCGGGCGCAACUAGACGCGUUGAAGGAUGAAUUGGACAAGGUGGAACUGCAAAGAGAUGACCAGCGGGCGAGGGCCGACGCGCUCGAGCGGGAGUUGGCGCUCAUGAAAUUAAGAAACGAAGAGUUACAAAUAGCAGCAUCAGAGAACGUGACGCUAAAAGAUGACGUAGAUGCCCUAAGAGAGACGGCUGCGAAAGCGGCUACACUAGAAGCUACUGUUGCUUCCUAUAAGAAGAGGAUGGAGGAACAUGUUGACUUGAGAAGACAGGUGAAACUGUUGGAGCGAGCGAACACAGAGCACGUCCAACGAGCGAUAGAACACGAACAAGCAGCCACGAGAGCGAAUGCGUUACGCGCCAAACUAGAUAUUUAUAAAAAACAGGUGAUAGAUUUAAACGAGAAGCUAGACGCAGAAAUGACGAAAGCAGAUAAACUAGAGAUAGAGAACAAAAAACUGUCGAGCCGGGCAGACUUCCUGCAGCGCGAGCGAGACAAACUAGUGUGCGACAGGGACGCACUGAAGGAAACGGUCGAGGACCUUACACACUAUACUAUUACUGCAGGUGCCAGUGAAGACAACGUAUCGCAGGAGCUCAUACCAACUGAGAUGAAGGACAAACUAAUCCGGCUCGAGCACGAGAACAAGCUGUUACGGCAGAACCAGGGCGCGCAGGCCGACCAAGGCUCUGUACAGGCAUUACUAGAAGACUACGCAGCCGGUAAACACAAACAACGAGCAUUACACAGAGAACAAAUUCAACGAAUCAUGCAACUCGAAGCUGCCUUAGAAGCCGCACCAACGAGGGACCCUCGCCUCGCCACCGCCAUGGAAGACAGUCAGAGGAAAUCAUUACAAGUAGAAGAAUUACAAGCCGCCUUAGCAGAAGAAAGGCGGCGGGCCGGAAAACUACAAGAAGCACUUUCUGCGAGAGAUGCAGAAUUAGUGGCCACAGAAGACAAGUACAAGCGAUGCGUCGAGAAGGCCAAGGAGGUUAUCAAGUCGCUAGACCCCAGGGCAGCGGCGCUGCCAUCGCUGUCGGACAUGACUUUGGGCUACGCGCGCGGCGCGGGCGCCGGCGCGGCUAGAGGCGACGCUACGCCCAACAACAACCGACACGAAUGGAGCGGCAGCGGCGGCAGUGGCGGCGGGGGCGGGGGCGGGGGCGGGGCGGAGGGCGGCGGGGGCGGGGGCGGCACGGAGCAGCGCCUGCUGGCGUCGGCGUGGUACUCGCUGGGCGCGCGCUGCCACCGCGACGCCGUCGAGACACGCUUCGCGCUGCUCUCCGCCGGGCACUCCUUCCUCGCGAGACAGAGACGCCAGCCGCCGCACCCCCGAGCGAGAGCGGGACCGCCCGCGCAGCCCUGACACCCCUCAGUGCUUUAUAAUAAACUGUGCGCUAGGAUACGGGACACGUAGGCGCAGUAGUGAUAGAGGGUAUGUUCCGUUACUUUUACUAUGCGACGCGGUAGAAACGUGCUUCGCUCUCCUCUCCGCCGAGCACUCCUUCGUUGCACGGUAGAAAAGACAACCGCUAUAUCCCCUAACGAGAGGAGCCCUGACACCUACAUUACGUCAGUAGACGGGAGACGUACGUCCGGCACUAGUUAGAACGUGUAUUACGUUCCCUUUGUUAUGCGAUGGGGCAGAGGAGCGUUGACUCCUGAUGUUGGCCAGUCAACUCCCGCGCCGUUCUUCAACUUCUAUACUCCGGUCCAAUCGAAGGGGUUAUCCCUCGGUGGAUAUUAUUUGUAAAACGUUAUAAUUAAACUAACACUGUUUUAAUUUUUUUUACGGAAAUGAGAGAUUAGUUUGUCGACUUGGGCAACCUUGCCUUGGGUAUAAAAACGAGAUUUUACAACGCUUUGAUAAGUAUUCAAAACAGAACUUACUCAUUAAGUUUCACUAUAAUAACACUUACAAUAACUUUCACCAAAUUAAUUGGGAAGUCCCCGAUAAAAAGUCAAGCUGUGCAUUUAUAAUUAGAUAAAAUUAGACGCUAACGGCCGGCGCUGGCCUGCCGGUGCCUUAGUAAAUUGUGACAAAGUAGGAGCUCUAGACGGGCUCAAA